Molecule: messenger RNA, 5122 nt
Organism: Drosophila mauritiana
Lineage: Eukaryota; Metazoa; Arthropoda; Insecta; Diptera; Drosophilidae
Gene: smash
Exons: 10
Coding region: 93-4709 (1538 amino acids)
Biological process (GO): regulation of focal adhesion assembly; positive regulation of stress fiber assembly
Cellular component (GO): stress fiber
Molecular function (GO): myosin II head/neck binding
Source: RefSeq, a predicted model, not a curated record
UCAACAAACACAACAUUCAACGGAGGGCGAAAUUGCAGCAUAGAUCAGACGACACAUAUCCACAGACAGGUUGCACCAUCGAGGAGCUCCAAAUGGAGACCACUGAUCAGGAGGUCGUGCUGGAGGGCAGGGAAGACCUCAUGUCCACAUCGGCCACAUCGGCCACGUCGUCCACAAAUGGCGGGGACACUAAUGGUUGCGGCAAAAAAUUGUCCGUAACCUCUCCGGAUCCCACACCGUACGUGACCAAGCAGCGAGUGACGCGGCCCACGCCUCCCGCUCCUUCGAAGAAUCCGAUGCAGUUCGUCCAGAUCAAGCCCUGCAACCUCUACCAGACCGCGCAGGAGCAACUGAAGAAGGCCGAGGAGGUCAAGAAGCUGAAGGAGGUGAAGAAGGAGGAGCCAGAGGAGUGGCAGAACAACCUUGACAAUUGGAAAUCAUCGAGACGAAAACGUGUCGAACACAUCAUCGAUCGAGCGGUGGAGACCAAGAAACUCGAGCUGGAGGAGCAUGAUCGGUUGCGCCGAAAGUCGAAAACAUUCACCGAAAUGAUGGAGGAGAGGGCUGAGAGGGGCGGACCUCGGGGGCGUGCCAAGCUGGCUUCCCUGGCCGUGUACAACGAGGAUGAGACGAACGACCUGAGUGAUUUGGGGAUCGGAACCAGCAGUGCCAGCGGAAAGAGCAGCCUGUCCGGGGACUAUGACAAUAACAGUGUUAUGAGCGACCAUGCGGCGGAGCUGGAUAAGGCGAUUGGAGCAGCUAGCUCUGUAGCUGCUGGAGUAACAGCCCAAAACGUGGAUGAGCAGCUGAAUCACAUAAACCGCAACGGUAGUAAUGGGAACCACGGGAACGGAGUGGCCGUUGGCCAGUCGGGACCAUCGAAUUCCUCGAAGUCAGCAGGGCGGGAAUACAUCUCCUCGCCAGGAUACGAUACGUCCUCCAGUAAUGCGCAAGCCAGUUCUCCGGAUCUCUGUGAAUACACCUACGAAGGAGCCAUCCAGGACUACAAGCAAAGAGUUCAACGGGCCAGCAGCAAUGGCAAUGGAAAUGCCAACGGCAAGGGGAUCGGAGAACCUAUUGCUUAUCCCACGAGGCGAGGCUCUAAAAUUGAGGAUCGAUUGAGUGGUUUUGAGGUGACAUCGCCAAGCGACACGCAGGAGGGGGUAGAGAAGCAAAAGGUGGACGUGCCCAAGGUCGACAUAUCCAAACGCAAGGAGAUCUUCGAGCAGGCCAAGGCGGAAGUUUCCAACGGUGGUGCUCCUGCUGCCCCAAAACUCGUACUUCGUGAUGGUCUUACCAAUGGAAAUGCAGCUACCACUGCUCCCAAAUCGGAGGUGAGGCGUCUUUCUGGUGACAUCUCCAGCAUUCGAGAUCGCAUGCAGAGUUUGGAACAACAGCGGAAAGCUUUCAGUUCCAGCAAGAGUGUGGAUGUGCCGGUGCCGCCCCUUAAACAGCGUCUGAAUAGUCUGCAGCAGUCCGUUGCCAAAGAGGAGCAGAAGAAGCCACCGUUGGUGGCGCUCAUCGAUGCCAGACAACUGGAGAUCAUGAGGGGAGAAGAGGAACGUAUGCGCCAGCAGCAGCAGCAACAGAAAGAGAAGCAUCCACCAAGCCAAACCACUUUGUGUGCACCUACACCAGCUCCUCCUGCCCUUAUUAUUGAGGAACCGCCGGUGGCAGACACCAACGACGACAGCGGCAUUCAGGAGGACACCACUGAUGAACUGCAGCAGCAGCAGCAACUCAACGCAGCCAUCGCCGCCUUGGCGCUCGAGGAGCGCCAGUUGGAGGAGGCAGCCAAUGCGGUCAACCAAAUUGAAGCGGAGUUCGAUGAGCUGACAGAUCUGUAUCCCUCGCCAUUGCCACCAUCUCCAGCACUUCCGGCGGUUCAACAAAGCCUCCAACAACCAACAGUCGCUCAGGUUCCAGCACAAGCGGUCAAUCAGGCGGCUGCUCCUCCAUUGCGGGACAUGGAAUUUAGUAUCAACGAAGCUCUUGAAUUGGCGCUGCAAGCUAUUGAUCGCGAGGCGACAACCAAGCCAAUGGACAAGGCACAACAUCCACAGAAGCGGGAAGAGAAGGAGGAGCUGGGAGUUCAGCCGGAGGAGAAAGAACCAAUUUGCGAGGAGCAGCACGACGAGGAGUCCAACGAGCAGGGGGAAUCACACAACGAGGGUGGGGAAAUGCCAAAUAAAACCGAUAAGCAGAUGCAGGGGGGACGAGAGCCCAUCUAUGAGAAUGUCAGCUCGACUAUAUCUAUGCAUGAAGUAGAUAAUGAACAGAUAGCAACGAUGACGAUAACCACACAGACCCAAGCGACGCAAAUAAGUCACAGGAGAAGCAUUCCAAACAAGCAAACCAGCAACAAUAACGAGAAUAAUCAAAGCCCUAAUCAAUCCAACAACAGCAGGAAUCAAAAAGAGAGCAGCACAGCAGCAACAUCGGCAGCGAACCCCGUGCCACCAACAACACCGGGGGAACAACCAGAGCCCUACUACCAAGUGCCGAAGGCCACGGAGCCCUACUACGAUGCCCCCAAGCAUUUAAGGCCGGUGCCGGUCUACGAAAAUGUCGAGAUCUUCUACUCGGGCCUGGAGAUUAGUCAGGGAUCUGUGGGAGCGCCAGUAGGGCUCAUGGAGCCACCGAAGGAGAAGCCGCCACCGCCGCCCACCGAGAGUCCGAUUCCGCUGGACGAGGGCCAUGACGACGAGCUGGAUGGACUAGGCAGCAGUCUGGGCCACAACACAGACACCUGGUCAUCGGACAACACCUACGAGACCAUAUCGAACGGCACUCGCCGGCACCUUCAAGGGCAACUGGAACCCGCCCAGCCCUCGCCGCCCAUCAAGAGGAUGAACUCGACCAAACGGAUCAAGAAGGAGUUGCGCAACAAGCGCUCCAGUUUCCUGGGCAUCGAAACCGACGGCGAUCUCGACGACAUGGAGACCUAUCUCGAGCUAACAGUGGCCCCGCCUCCGGAUAUGGCGCAGCUCUUGCAGGAGGAGCGGCGACUGGAGAAGCAGCUGUACAUCAAGGCGGGACUCUGCGACAGUUCCGAUACAGGUGAAAGCCGCGAUUCUGGAGUUUCUGAAAACCACUCGCGCCAGAGCAGUGAGCACUACACGAACUCCUCUGAGGAGAACGAUACACAGUCAGAGGACACACCGCCGCCAUUGCCUCCACCACCGUCGACCGCCCAAGUGGGUGAAGUCAUAUACCAAAAUGAGAGCCUCCUGGCUGCCCAGACGCCGCUUCUCCAGACUGUCAAGGGAAACUCCGCCGAGUCCUGGACCGAAUCAGCGACGGCCGCAGCGGCGGCCACACAAUCAUUGAGCGAAGCCACAGCAACGGCCAAUGCCAAGAUGCAGUCCAUCGAGGAUAAGAUCCGGGAGCAGGGAGAGAUGUUGCGGGUGGAACGCGAGCUACUGCACUUCUCGCAAGAGGAACUGAAACGGCAGCGUGAAAAUCUUGUGCUCCGAGAAAAUAUUGCUCGACGAGAGUUGCAACACGGAGCCAAGAUGCUGAUGUCGAACAACCGGCGCUCGCUGCAGGAUCUGCACCACGGCCUAGGAAUCGGAAACGGAAUGCUGAGUGCUUUCCAGCCACCGCAACACCACCAGGUUCAAAUGCCACCGCCGCAUCCGCAGCAGAUUUACGCCAAUGUGCCGCAGCAGCAGCAACAGGUGGCCCUGCAUGCAUAUCACCAGAUGGACACGGACUACCGCAAAUCCAUGUCGGAUCUAAACGAGUUCUCCAACUGCCUGAUGCUGCCGCCAACGCCGCCCACAAAGCCAUUGAGGGCUAUGCAAUUGAACGCCAAUGGCCAUGGCCUGGAGCCAGAUUAUGCUGUUAGCACGAGGCAGCGCCAACCACCGGCUCCUUACGGUGGCUCUCUGGUAAAGAUUGCUGGAGCACCAAUGCCGCCACGGCUCCCCGGUCAAGGAUAUCCCAUUCAAGCGCCGACAGCGCCAGCAUACCAUCACCAGUCGGCCCAGAACUUAAGCAAUAUGUCCAGAAACACCUUGCUCGCUUUGAGUGCCACCCCCAAACCAAAAUACGCGGACGGAUGGGUGCAGGUGCAGCAGCGGAAGAGUUAUGACAGCCAACAGACCAGCGAUACGGCUUGGCUGGCCGCCCAGCAGCAAAAGCGCAAAUCCAUGCCGGACUACGGCGGAGCACUCUACAAUAACAACCACUGGCUACUGCAGGAGGCGGAGCAGCGACGCAUCGAGCAACUUAAUCGGCGAUCUAUACCGGCCAGCAAAUCAAUGGGCAAACCACUGCCCGAUUCCAUCAUACAAACUCUGACGGAGCGCGUCCAGAGCAAAGGAAUCGGCGAUCGAAAGCGCUUCGAUAGCAACGGAAACUAUAGCCAGGUAAAUGGCAACAACAUCUACCAGCAGCAACAGCAGCAGAAGAAUGCGACGAAUGGCAGCAGCAUCAAUGGCAACGGCAGCCAGGGGCAGGAGAAGGUGCUCAGCGUCAGUGGCAAGAAGAAGUGCUCCCAUUGCGGCGACGAAUUAGGUCGCGGCGCUGCCAUGAUCAUCGAGUCGCUUCUGCUGUUCUACCACAUCAACUGCUUCAAGUGUUGCGUCUGCCACGUCCAGCUGGGAGAUGGCCUCAAUGGAACCGAUGUCCGGGUGCGAAACCACAAGCUGCAUUGCCAAAACUGCUACUCCAGCGAUGACGGCAUUAAGUUCAGCUGCGUCUAACUGAGCCCCCGCCAAGGAAACGGAAGCGGAUUAUUGAAUAGAACUGGGGUUGUUGUUGCUCUGUUGCUUUUGCAACAUUGAUUGUUGUUGUUGUACUAGUAAUACAUAGAUAUUAAAUAGAGAUGAUAAUUCGUACGUUCACAUAUAUACAAUACAUAUAUCUACAUAUGUUGAGAACAAAGUCAAAUCCAAAACGUUUCAGAUUAGUGUUAAUCGCUUCUAUAUGCAACCCUACGAAAUUAUGUAAUGUUUUAACUCGGAUUUAAAAAUUUUAUACAACGCAUCUACAUGUUAUAAAUCAAACGCUAUACAUUUUACAUGUUUAAAUGCCAAGCUCUCUAAAAUUGUACUCCAUGUCUAAGUAAGAUUGAAAAUUCGAUUGAAAUGUGUGUUGAAACUUAAAAGAAAAAAAA